UUAAAACUAAAACAAAUAGUAAUAGUAAAAAAAAUAAACCUAGCUGCACUUUCUCACUCUCACCUCCGUCCUCUCAUCUCGACGCCGCUUCUCCGCCUUCUCCGUUCUCCCAGCUCGCCGCUCGCACAUCUCAGGAUUGAAAGGGAGAGAUGAAGAAAGGGAUUCACCCUCAAAUGCAAUGGAUAUCCUAUGUGACCCAAAGCGGCCGGCUUAUGCCCGUGAUGAUGACCAAGAUUCACGAGGCUGGUAAAGUAUAUCAUUUGCGAGCAAAGCGGCAGAUGGCUCAGAACUUAGGGCAGAUAGCCAAGUUCAAGCGUAGAUAUGGAGAAAAGGAAGGGGAAGGGGAACCUGUAAAGGAAAGCGAAACUGGAAAGAAAUGAAUCCACUGAGGUACUAAAUGUAUGGUAGACAGCCUUGUUUUCUGUUUUGGGACUUAGUUAUGAUGGUUACUACUCCGCCCCAUUAAGAUUCGUACAGUUCUGUACUGAUGCAUGCACGUCAUUAUCGAUUUCUAAUCAUAAUAAAAUGUGCUUGUUAUC
This is a messenger RNA of Salvia hispanica, 539 nucleotides long. Its product is annotated as Ribosomal protein L31. NCBI's taxonomy places the organism in Eukaryota, Viridiplantae, Streptophyta, Magnoliopsida, Lamiales, Lamiaceae. The record is from RefSeq and is a predicted model, not a curated record.